This is a messenger RNA of Olea europaea var. sylvestris, 1632 nucleotides long. Its product is annotated as zinc finger MYM-type protein 1-like. The transcript has 8 exons. Bases 1 to 1632 code for a protein of 543 amino acids. NCBI's taxonomy places the organism in Eukaryota, Viridiplantae, Streptophyta, Magnoliopsida, Lamiales, Oleaceae. The record is from RefSeq and is a predicted model, not a curated record.
AUGUUGGUUGUAUUUUCUGAACUUUGUGUAUUCUGGCAUGAUGUGAAGACCACCCUUUUGAAUCAUUUAUUGACAUCUCAACAUGGAAAGCGGAUUGCUGUCGUUGAAAAUGAGGAUGAACAAUUGCACAUGCGCACCAAGUACUUCAAAAGUGACAAUGUGAAUACGUUGAAUGAGGAUAAGGAUGAAGAAGUGAGUCAACCUACCUAUGUUAAUGAAGUAGAUGAUAAGGAAGAAGAAGUGAUAAAGCCCAUCUCUAAUGAUAAAGAAGAUGAUAAGGAAGAAGAGGGUAAUGAUGGGUUCAAAGAUUGGCAUAAUUUGCAUCGGUCUAUUAAAAGUCAUGAAGGAAAUGAAGAGCAUUUACGUUGCAUGACUAGUUGGAUUGAACUGGAAAAUAGAUUUCGAUCAAAAACUACAAUUGAUAAAAGCGUUGAAUUGUUGAUUGAUGCUGAAAGAGAACAUUGGAGACAUGUAUUAACAAGGAUAAUCGCUAUUGUUAAAGGACUUGCGAAAAACACAUUGCCAUUUCGAGGAGAUGAUGAGAGGCUACAUGUUGAGAACAAUGGCCUAUUUUUACAAAUGGUCGAAAUGGUUAGUGAAUUUGAUCCAGAGAGAAGUUCAAUUGUCAAGAAAGUUAAAGAUGCAAAAUAUUUUGCAGUUAUGCUUGAUUGUACUCCAGAUGCAAGUCAGGAGGAGCAAAUGUCUUUAAUUGUACGAUUUGUAGAUAAUUCGUCAAACUUACCUACAGUUCAAGAACAUUGGCUAGAAUUUUUGAAGGUAGAUGACACAACAGGACUUGGACUUGCAACUGAGCUUCAAAAGGCUUUGAUAAAAAUUGAUCUCGGUAUUAAUGACAUUAGAGGGCAAGGGUAUGACAAUGGAUCUAACAUGAGCGGGAAGCACAAAGCUGUAUCCUUUUUCGGAGUGAUACAACGCAUCUACACAUUGUUUUCCUCUUUUACCAAGCGACGGAAAAUUUUCAAAGAUAAUGUUCAAGGGUUAACAGUGAAGUCAUUGUCACAAACACGUUGGGAAAGUCAUGUUGAAAGUGUGAAGCCUAUAAUGGAGCAAACUGCACAGAUAAGAGAUGCAUUACUUGAUUUAGCAGAAAGUAAUGAAGAUCCUAAAGUGAAGAGUGAAGCCGAGUCAUUAGCAACACAUGAACUUCAAAAUUUUGAGUUUUUGUUUGGCAUGAUAAUCUGGCACAGAUUGUUGCAUGCUGUUAAUAUUGUGAGUAAAUUUCUUCAAACCAAAUCCAUGGAUAUUGAUCAUGCUAUCGACCUCUUGCAAGGACUUGUUUCAUGUCUUGAAGAAUACAGAGAAAUUGGAUUUGCUAUUGCCAAAGAUGAAGUGACAAAAAAGGCAAGCGAAAUGGGAAUUGAAGCUAGGUUAAGAGGUGCAACUUUUUCAAGUUUAUUGAACUCUUACUUGAAUCUUGAGAAAUAUCUUCAACAUAAUGGGCGUUCGGAUAUCAGUGGGGAAGAUUUAUGUUCGGAGUUACAAGUCUUGAGUUGCAUCUGUAGAAAGAAGUUUCUCGAAAUUAAAGUUGAUCAAGACCUAUAUCCGAUCAACUAUGUCGCAAGAAAGAUUAAAUGGGUUGGCUAUGCUAUCAAUAGAAAAAGAAAUGGUUGA